UAAAACAAGGCGGCGAAGUGGAAAGCAGAGGGGGAGUGGGGAUGCUGGAGUCCACGUCAUCCCCCGUCUCCCCCAUGACGUCAUACUGGCGCGCCCCAGGGCUCGAGAGCCCGACGGGGAUACAUAGAAGGCAAUCGAACCCAGACUGCCGCGCGGACAUAGUCCGUUGCGUAGAGUACAAGGACUCUGUACUCAGCCCGCGCUACGACCACCAUCUCACCACGACACACGCCGUAUGCGACUUAAUCCCUCGCGCGCCUUCCCAGCCCGAAUACAUGGCGCGCGUCUGCCUCGAACUCGGCGUCCUCCCCACUCCCCCCUCUAACCCUCCCGCCCCCCUCCUCACCUGCUCCGUAGACUUCGAACCCUACGACCCCCCCAAAGAAAACUGCGCCAUCUGCGUCCAAUCCAACCCCGACAUAUCCAAGAUCCCCUCUCCCCCCAUAAAAAGCUGCCUCAAAAAAACCAAAAGCAACACCUCCACCACCUCCCUCCCCUCCAUAGAAAUCCCCGAAGAACCCAAACCAAAGUCCGACAUCGAACAAGUGAACCGCGAGUGGAACAAAGCGUACGACUCGCCCGAAACCGACCGAAUGCUCAACAAAAUCUCCAACGACCUGGAUUUUCUCUUAAACCGGACUCAGGAAAGUUCUAAAGUGCUCGACCAAAUCGAGGAGGCCCCCACUUAGGAUUGUUUGUGAUUCUAGUUUAGAUGAAAACAUGGAAACAGGGGUGCAACAUGCCGUUAGAUAAAUAAAUGUAAAUAGACGUUACGGUUUUAUAGUGAAUUGUGUAUCAGUGAGUUUGAGACUAUUGUUGAGAAUAUGGUCGGAUGCUAUUUACUUAUUUAUUCAGGAAAACUCUUAUCGUACAGGCCUCUCAUCAUCACAAAACGUAAUAAUCAUAAAUCUAUAUCUACAACGAUUUUAUUAAUCACUUUUAUAGACGAUACAAUAUACCUAGAUAGCAUACGACCAUGAUAUUACAUAUUUGACUUCGAAAUUCGAAUCCUUAAAAGGGUGACAUUAUUAGAAUCAGUAAACACAUGACGUUCUAAGAGUAUUAUAAGUUAAUUAAAAAAAUAUGCAAAUGUGAUAUUUUAAUGUUUAGGUUUAGUUGAAGCAAAAAGAUUUUAAUCCAAAUUAAGACUUAAAAUUACUUUCUCAAAAUUUAUUUUAAUAAGUCUCUCUUUAUGCAUCUCAAAAAUAUACGUAAAUCAUUUUUUAAAUCUUUAUCUAAUAGUUUAUAAAGUUUAAUAUUUAGUUUUAGUUUUACUUUACUUUUAGUAUAAAAACUUGUGGUAUUAUAAAAGAAAAGUUAUACAAAGAUGUCACCCGAUCACAAAAAACUAGUCAAGUUUUAUAUUACAGUGCAAUAAGUUAUUCAUCUGAUUGUGAUAACCUCAUGUACCUAAUUUAAUGUGUUUAGGUUAAAUUAACACCGUAUUAAUAAAUUAAGAAAACUUAUCGGAAAUAAAUUGUGAUACAAGUCUUGUAUGUACAUUGUACGUUUUCCAAUACAAUGGCAUAGCGGUAAAACCUCUUGAUUAAGAUUACAGUUUUUAUAAGCCUUGGAAAGAUAUUUGUACCUAGAACAUAUCACAGCUGUCCAAUAAAUUAAAAAUCAUACUUUAUUCGGUUUUCACUAAAUUCAUAUAAUGUAAAUAAAACACUGACAUGACAUUAUGCUACCUUAUGAAGCAUUUUGCUGUAUUUUGGGGACCUAAUUUACUAGGUAAUAUUUAUGUAGACUUGACCCACACUAAAGUAAUAUUACACAUCAUACAAGUUCAUACAACAUUGAGGCCUGCUAUACACGGACAGCUUGAAGCAGUUAGUAUCCGACAGCUUCAAGCUGCGACUGCAGAGCAAACUACAGUACACUACGUACACACAUCACAUACACGGAACCGCUCGAGCAACUGUUUCCGUAGUUUGCUAUGCAGUCGCAGCUUGAAGCUGCCGACACUAACUGCUUCAAGCUGUCCGUGUAUAGCAGGCCUAACAUGAAUGUGGGUUUAACGCUAUGCCAUUGCAAAGUUAAAAAAUACCCACAUUUUUGUAUUAUCGAUUCAAUGUCCAAAUAAUUUAUUGUUUGCAUGUGUUAAGAUUUCAAUUUGAUUGAAUAUUAAGCCAAUAUAGAAGUUUUUAACAAGUAUUAUCGUAUUAAGUAAUGUAAUCAUUUUAUUUUUACUAACCUAAAAAAAUAUCCUGUAAUAUUAUUUAUAACGUGAAGGAGUGCAUGGCCAAAUAAUGAUAAAAAUAUAUGGCAUGUCUACGUUUCGACAAAAAUUAGUAUGUUUAUGUUUUACCGUUAAUUUUAGUGUCACGUGACUUAUAUGCAGUCAGUGCCUGUAGACAAAUGAAACGUGAUCACGAAAUCAAAUUGCAUUUUUGUUGCAAAUCACGUAUUACAAGUACAUAGCAUGCCACUGUGUUUACUUUAUAUGCCGCUAUCUGUUAAAUGGUUUGGAGUCACUGACUGGUCUUCUUAGAGCCCAUGCACACCGCGUUAUCAACGCUACGCGCUAAUGGAACGCGCUGUGUGCGUCAUGUUAUCCCAAUCAAUGUAACUAUACAGCAAUCUAAAUUUAGCAGCAAACGCACGAAAAAAACGUGGUGUGCAUGGACCUUUAAACAGCAAUGAAGUUAUAUCCGCACUCUUGUUUUCUCACUUUGUUGUUACCAUUCCUCGGCCAAAUCCCAACAUAGCAUUAUUACAAUUGUAGUUACGGCCGUUAGAAACUAAUUGUAAAUAUUCAAACGUGUAAAUAUGUUUAAGAUGAUUCUAAACGAAUUAUAUUUUACGUUAAAUCGGGUACAAUAUAUUUUUAUUUACAAAUAAAUUUUUUACUAUUGA
Ostrinia furnacalis (Asian corn borer) is the source of this 2859-nucleotide messenger RNA. RefSeq lists its product as uncharacterized. The transcript has 3 exons. The record is from RefSeq and is a predicted model, not a curated record. Lineage: Eukaryota; Metazoa; Arthropoda; Insecta; Lepidoptera; Crambidae. The coding region runs from base 42 to 689 and encodes 215 amino acids.